GGUCCACAAACGGCUUUCGUAUUCUCCUUAUUCUCCUCCGUAUCUGCCUUAUAUUUUCUCCUUCUGCCCUCCUCCGCCUCUUCUCCUUCCGCCUCUCCUCCGCCUCCUUCACCACCACGCACCAUGGCGUUCUCUAAGCACCCUGCCCUCGGCCUCGCCUUGCCUCGCCAGCUCGUCUCCCUCCUCGCCUUCAUCUUCCUUAUCUUUUGCUGGCUCUUCCUCUUCUCCUUUAUCUCCCCAGCAGCGCGCGAGAUCCUCAAUGUUUACUCCCUCCCAUCCUUCCUGCGACCGUCGACCGCAGCCGCCGACCCACUCGACUCCAUCUCCGUGCUCAUGAAGACCGGCUCCUCGGUCAUGUGGCAGCGCGUGCCAAUCCACUUUGUCACGUCCUUCCGUGACCUGCACCACUUCCAGAUCUACUCGGACUCCCCCGCCAGCAUCGCCGGCCACAACGUCGUCGACGCGCUAGCAAACUGCUCUGACUUCCUCAAGUCGACCGAGGACUUCGAGCCCUACCGCUACGUCUCCAGCCUCGUCGACAGACACGCGAGCAUCGCUUCCCAGCCCGACUCCUCCUCGUCUACCGGUAACUACUAUGGCUUCACGUCAACUUCGCAGCAGCAGCCUCUCGCCGUCCCUGAUCCGCACGUGGAGCCGCACCAACCCGUCGCCGGCCCCAAUUGGUCUAUCGACAAGUUCAAGAACCUCCCCAUGCUCGCCGACGCGUACCGCAACCGCCUUCCCCAGACCAAAUGGUUCGUCUUUCUGGACGCCGACAGCUACAUUCUUUGGCGUCAGCUGGCGCAGUGGCUCUCUACGCUCGACCCCAGCACGCCUCUCUACAUGGGCUCCAUCGUCGGCUCUGCCAACGACCAGUUUGCCCACGGCGGCUCUGGCGUCGUUCUCUCCCUCGCCGCCAUGGACAAGGUCUUUGGCAGCAAUCCCAACAUUGAGCACAUGUACGAUCUUGAGGCUCUUGAGGACUGCUGUGGAGACCAUCUUAUCUCGCGCGUUCUGCUCGACAACAACGUUCACCCCGCGCUCGGCGACAACGAGUACCCUUAUUCGCACCACAAGUUCCAGGGCGAGCCCCAUUGGGCCGUGCAAUUCCACACCGACAACUUCUGCUCGGACAUCAUGAGCUUCCACCAUCUUUCUCCCCGCGACAUUGAAGAGAUCGAUGCUGUCGAGCGCGAGUUUGCUGCCAGCAACAGACACGUACGGUACCGGGACAUCUACGAGCGUUUUGUUCGGCCUCAUCUCGAAGCCGUCAAAGAGGACUGGAACAACUUUUCCAACGACAUUGUCUACACCAGCCGCUCCAAGCGCUCGAUCUACGAUCCCGCCCCAUCGGUCGCCAGCCACCGCGCCGAGACCGCUGAAAACCAAAAAGACGCAAAGCACUACGCCUCCUUCGACGCCUGCAGCGCGGCCUGCGACGAAAACCCGGCCUGCAUGCAGUUCCGGUACUCGAAGAACUACUGCGGCCUUGGCCUCGGUGUAUCUCUUGGCCAGGUCGUCGUUGUGGAUCCUUCUACUGACCGCAACCGCAAGUGGAAGCAGAAGAAGCACGCCAAGCUUAGCGCGGACAAGACGCUCGAGCAGCAGAGAAUGGGGACGUGGACUUCGGGCUGGAAACUUGAUAGAAUAGCAUCAUCCUUGGACACUAUUUUCUGCUGAUUUCGUUUGACUUUUGUGAUUCCUAUCGUUUUGCGUUUAUCGUUUUGCGUUUCCUGUAUACUUAUUCAUCGUGUGGUUCUCAUUUUCGGGCUUAUCUUUCGCUUACUGGUGUCAUUUGGUUUGAGCAUAUCCUUGUACAUUAACAGUCAGGUUC
This is a messenger RNA of Myxozyma melibiosi, 1834 nucleotides long. RefSeq lists its product as uncharacterized. Bases 124 to 1680 code for a protein of 518 amino acids. NCBI's taxonomy places the organism in Eukaryota, Fungi, Ascomycota, Lipomycetes, Lipomycetales, Lipomycetaceae. Gene Ontology annotation, cellular component: membrane. Gene Ontology annotation, molecular function: N-acetylgalactosaminide beta-1,3-galactosyltransferase activity. The record is from RefSeq and is a predicted model, not a curated record. The transcript has a single exon.